Messenger RNA from Cuscuta campestris, 1050 nucleotides. The record is from the annotation of a GenBank genome assembly. Lineage: Eukaryota; Viridiplantae; Streptophyta; Magnoliopsida; Solanales; Convolvulaceae.
UUGAACUUUUGGUUGAGUUAGUUCCUUCAAAAACUGUGCUAAAGUAAAGUUCUGCAAAUAAAUAUUUAAAGUUUCCCUUCUUCCAUCCUGCUUCCUUCUUCUAUCUCUAACACAUUACAAUAAUUGGUUAGUAAAAAUAAAAGUCAAAUGGCUAAUAGGCUCAACCGCCCCCCUGCUGGGAUUUUAAUUCCCCAUUCGUCCCCUAUAAAUAAGCCCCCCACUAACUUCUCGCAAUAAUUCCAUUUCUUAAAUAAAUAAAUAAAUUCAGCGAAAUAAAAGAAAAAUCCGGCAAUUAAGAAUGGUGUGCUUCUGCUUUCUGGUUGAUCAGACGAGGGAGGUGCGGCGGAGCAAGCCGGCGGCGGGGACGUGCUCCCGGUGCGGCGGCGGCGCUAGCGUCGCCGACAUGAAGACCGCCACGCGCUUCUGCUACGUCCCUUUCUACUCCAAGAACUGGAAGGCCAUUGUCUGCACAUUUUGUGGUGCCGUCCUCAGGUCUUACCACUAGGCUAGGAUCCAAUUUUUAUUUAUUUAUUUAAUUAAUUAAAAUACGGAUUAUUAUUAUGAUAUUUUUAAUCCGUAUUUCAAUUAAUUAUUAUACUAAUUAUUAUCGUUGUAUUAAAGUAUUAUUAAUACACGCUAACAAUGUUCACAUUCACUAUCCAUCCAUGCCGGCAGAGCAUAUAUAUGUGUACGUAUAAUUGUUCUGCAAAUUUUGUCACAUAUAUUAUAUUUAAUGCAUAAACAAUAUACUCCCUCCGUCCCGGAAAACAUGGGAGUUUUGGUUUUGGAGAGGGAUUUAAGGGGAGUGUAAUUUGGUAUUGAAUUUCCAAAAAUAUCCUUUGAUGUGAUGGGUAAAAGUAUGAUUUGAUGAAUAGAUUAUUAGUAAAAAGGUAUGAUGUGAUAGGUAGGGUAUGAAAAAGUAAGGGGUAAAAGUGACUUUUUAAUAGAAAUAAGAAGUGUUUUUUGGGACGGAUGAAAAAAGAAAGGAGAAAGAUUUUCUGGGACGGAGGGAGUACAUUUUGUGCUUUGGAAUAAACAUUGAUAUGUACA